AUGAUACUUCAAUCAAUACUAAGCAUUUUAGUACUUCUAUGUAUUCUUCAAAAUGCUCAAAGUUUAACACGUCCCUUAGUUAUAGGUCAUCGUGGUACAGCUUAUUUACCUGAACUUACAUUAUCUACACAAUCAAUGGCGUAUGCAUAUGGUGCAGAUAUAAUUGAAAUUGAUGUUUGUCUUAGUCGAGAUAAUCAAUUGAUUGUUAUUCAUGAUAUUUAUUUAAAUGGAGUGAGUAAUGUAGCUGAUAUUUUUCCUAAUCGAAAUCGAUCCAAUGGUCUUCAUUAUGUUAUUGAUUUUGAUCUUGAAGAAUUACGUCGUUUAAAUAUUCAUGAACGUGUUAUACCAUUGAAUGGUACUCAAGUUUUUCCAUUACGUUUUUCUGCUAAUGCAAAUAUCCCAUUUCGUCUUUCAACAUUAAAUGAAACAAUUGAAUUAUUACUUGGUCUUAAUCGUGCAACUAAACGACAACGUCAAUUACUUAUUGAAAUAAAAAAACCUGAAUAUCAUUUACAAUAUAAUAAAUCUAUUUCAUCUAUUGUACUUGCAACAUUAAAUGCUUAUAAUUUAACACAAUCGACUGAUCCUGUUAUUAUUCAAACAUUUCAUAUAGAAGAAUUAAUUUAUAUUCGUCAAGUACUUCAAAGUAAUUUACGUUUAUUUGCUUUAAUGACAUUGAAUCAAGUCAAUGAAUCAUCAAGUAAUUAUGAUUAUUAUCGAAGUGAAGAAGGUAUUAAAAGUUUAUCAAAGAUUGUACAAGGUCUAGCACCCUAUUAUGAAUUUGUUGUGAAUUAUGAUUCAAAUGGUACAGUUUUAGGAAUUACAAAUUUUACGAAAUGGGCGCAUCAGUAUGGUCUCGCUGUUUAUCCAUUUACAUUUCGACAAGAUUACUUUCCUGGUAAAAAUUUCGAACAACUUAUUGAUUUUUUUUGGCAUACAGUACAAGUAGAUGGAUUCAUAACUGAUCAUCCAGAUAUAGUUCUUCAAUAUUUACACAAAGAAAUGGUAUUACCUCAAUUAAAUGAUAUUUAUCAAAAUCUAUCCCCGAAUUUAUGUUCCUCAUCGAUUCUAUUUCUUUUCACUAGUAUAAUUAUAUCAAAAAUAUUUAUUUGA
Messenger RNA from Adineta steineri, 1113 nucleotides. The record is from the annotation of a GenBank genome assembly. Lineage: Eukaryota; Metazoa; Rotifera; Eurotatoria; Adinetida; Adinetidae.